UGAUGAUGAUGGAUGGACGAUGGAUGAUGAAGGAUGAUGAUGAUGGAUUCCCAUGAAGCAUCUCCCACCCUUCCAGGUCUACAAGGAGAAGCUCUAUGGCAAGAAGUACGUCUGGUUCCUGAUUGGCUGGUACGCCGACAACUGGUUCCGCAUCAAGGACCCGGCCAUCAACUGCACCGAGGCCGAGAUGGCCGAGGCCGUUGAGGGUCACGUGACCACCGAGAUCGUCAUGCUCAACCCCGAGAACACGCGCAGCAUCUCCAACAUGACGUCCCAAGAGUUCAUCGAGAAGCUCCAGAAGAGGCUGGGCAAGAACCCGGAGGAGACCGGCGGCUUCCAGGAGGCGCCGCUGGCCUACGACGCCAUCUGGGCCUUGGCCCUGGCGCUCAACAAGACCAGCCAAGAGUUGGUCAAGAAGGGCUUGAGGCUGGAAGACUUCAACUACAACAACAAGAACAUCACCGACGAGAUUUACCGGGCCCUCAACUCCUCGGCCUUCGAGGGCGUCUCGGGCCACGUGGUGUUCGACGCCAGCGGCUCCCGCAUGGCCUGGACCCUGAUCGAGCAGCUGCAAGGUGGGGUGUACAAGAAGAUCGGGUACUACGACAGCACCAAGGACAACCUGUCCUGGUACAACAACGACAAAUGGAUCGGGGGGUCCCCUCCGGCUGACUACACCAAGGUGAUCACGACGUUCCGGUUCCUGUCCCAAAAAUUGUUCAUUUCCGUCUCGGUGUUGGCGUCGCUGGGGAUCGUCCUGGCCGUCGUCUGCUUGGCCUUCAACAUCUACAACGGGCACGUGAGGUGGGGAAAAUCCCAAAAUUCCCCAAAAUUCCCAAAAUUCCCAAAAAAUAAAGAAAAGUCAGGAACAACUGGAGCAGGAAAUCGGAGCAGAAACAGUCCAGGGAUGGGGAAAAACGGGGAAUGGGAUCAGUCGGAAGGGGAACAGCCGGAUUCCGACUGUUGCCGCGUUUCGCAGGCGCGGCUGUGGCUUCUGGGACUGGGGUUCAGCCUGGCCUACGGCAGCAUGUUCACCAAGAUCUGGUGGGUGCACACCGUCUUCACCAAGAAGGACGACAAGAAGGACAAGCGGAAGAGCCUGGAGCCCUGGAAACUCUACGCCACCGUGGGGGGGUUGGUUGGCUUUGACGUGGUGACGCUCAGCGUGUGGCAGAUCGUGGAUCCCCUGCACCGAACCAUCGAGGUUUGGGGGGUUCCUCAAGGGGUUUGGGGGUUCUCCAGG
Molecule: messenger RNA, 1243 nt
Organism: Ficedula albicollis (Collared flycatcher)
Lineage: Eukaryota; Metazoa; Chordata; Aves; Passeriformes; Muscicapidae
Product: gamma-aminobutyric acid type B receptor subunit 1
Exons: 7
Biological process (GO): gamma-aminobutyric acid signaling pathway; G protein-coupled receptor signaling pathway
Cellular component (GO): membrane; G protein-coupled receptor heterodimeric complex
Molecular function (GO): G protein-coupled GABA receptor activity
Source: RefSeq, a predicted model, not a curated record